AUGUCUGAGCUUGAAUACCUACGAACACAAUGGAAGACGCUCCACACUCAAACUCUCCCCAAUCUUGCAAAAGCCCGCGAUGCCGCUCAAACAAAGUGGCCUGUGACACUUGACCAUUGCUUCGCUCGCAUCAUCCUUGACAAUACGAUAGGAAAUGGAUUGAAGCAGUGGGACAAAGUCAUUCAGAAGCCAGCUACCAAAAACAUGAGUCAAGAGCAACUCCGCAACGCCAUCGCAUUGGGCGAGGACAUCAAAGCUGGAAAGGCUGAUUUGCGCCACCUCGACGCGGUGAGCUUACGCUGUAGAAACAAAGACCAAGGAAAGUAUGGCUACCAUACUGCCACGCCAUCCGAUACCCUUGAAGGCGACGCAAGGUCGAAGAGAAAACGAUCUUCAGACACUUCGAACGAACCACAGGUAGACUCCAAGAAGAAAAUAAAAGUAGCCAACCGCCAAUCUACCCUGCAGUUCGAACCAGAAAUCAAAUCGCCUGAGAAGACUCCGGGUAUUGAGAAUGUCUGGCAAACUCGUACCAACAUCGAAGAUAUCAAGAAUACCCUGAACCGCAUCGUAUCGGAUCCAACACUCACUCCUUAUCGGAAGAAACUGUACACGACGCUGUUAUCUGUUCCAAAGGGUCGCUAUACUACCUAUGCAGCGAUGUCUGACUACUUGAACUCAUCUGCCCGUGCUGUCGGCAACGGCAUGCGCAACAAUCCCUUUGCCCCAGACGUGCCUUGUCACCGUGUCCUGGCGGCCAACAGAACCAUCGGUGGAUUCAACGGUGACUGGGGUAAGGAUGGCAAAUAUGCUAACAAGAAGACUGAGCUGCUCCGUAGCGAGGGAGUCAUGUUCGACCCAAGUGGAAAAGUUGUGGGUGAACCAUUCCGCAAAUUUCAUGCUUUCGACGAUAUCCAGUGA
This is a messenger RNA of Exophiala xenobiotica, 921 nucleotides long. RefSeq lists its product as uncharacterized. The coding region runs from base 1 to 921 and encodes 306 amino acids. Gene Ontology annotation, molecular function: methylated-DNA-[protein]-cysteine S-methyltransferase activity. Lineage: Eukaryota; Fungi; Ascomycota; Eurotiomycetes; Chaetothyriales; Herpotrichiellaceae. The transcript has a single exon. Gene Ontology annotation, biological process: DNA repair. The record is from RefSeq and is a predicted model, not a curated record.